AUGGAGGUUUCAACAUUAAAGAAAAUGAUAGAUGAUUUGUGUCUCUGUGAAGAAGUUAAGGUAGAAAAAACAGGUCUCAUCAUUGAUGGUAAUGCUCUGUACUAUUCUUUGUAUUAUACGUCCGAUCCAAAGCUGGACCAGCGCUGUGGAGGAGAUUAUCCCGGAUUCAAACAUGAGGUCUGUCAGUUCUUUAAGACUCUGCAGGACUGUGAAGUCAAUCCGUACGUCAUCCUGGAUGGUGGCUCAGGGCCCGAGAAGCAUGAAAGAAAUGUGUCUUCUCUAAAAUAUAAACUGAAAAAAGCAAAGACAAUAGCAGAGACUGAGCCUGAUGGCACUUUACCAGAGGCAUAUAAUGUGUUACCACCUCUGGUCAAAGAUGUCUUCAUAGAAAUCUUAAGAGAAAAAGGCAUAGAGUUUAAACAGUGUUUAGGAGAGGCAGACCCUGAGGUUGUUUCCGAGGCAAAUCAGAAACAAUGUGCUGUGCUGUCCAUUGACAAAGAUUUUCACAUCUUUGAUGUGCACAAAGGUUUCCUUUAUCUCGACAACUUUGAAUGGAAAAAAGAAGAGGAUGGAAAGAUUCCUGCUAAGAUCUACAAACGUUCAAAGUUUUGUGAGCAUUUUAAAUUGGACCCUGCUCUCAUGCCAGUCUUUGCUUCAAUAGCAGGAAAUGAUUAUUCAAGAUUAGAAGACAAUGGUGGUUUUUCAAAGGAAUCAUCUUCACCUGGUGUGAACAGCAUUAAAAGACUGGAUGGUAUGCUCGGCUUUUUAAGUAAAGUGAACCUGGAUGACUUGAAUGAUUUACAGAAGAGAGAACGUGCUCUGAGUGAAGCUUUAAAUCAUGUUGGUAAAAAAGAGAACCAAACAUUCAAACUCGCCAUUAAAAAAUAUGUUAAACCAGAAAAAACAAGUUCUAAGUUGCCACCAUGGGUGUGUGAAAAAGUUGAGCGUGGAGAACUCACCAGUUUCACCACAAGUGUUGUGGAUCAGAAGACAAUUCUGCUGACCGCACUUGUGGAGGACUUUUCACAGCGCAGUAGUUACAAAGCUGCUUACUGCAUCAGACAGUACUUCUAUGGACUGUUAACAGGAGGUGAGAUGUGCACUGAAUAUGGCAGGGAUGGAGAAGAGAUCAAAGACGACCGUGUCCCAUCAAUACUUCCCAGCAGUGAUGAACAGAAACAACUGAAACUACAGCGUCUGCAUAAGGCUCCUGAGGGUUUGCGUCGCAGGGUGUUUGAACAAGCUCUGCAGGUUCAGACUUCAGACUUAGAAAACAUCCCCGACCAGCUGAAGCUGCCAGUCUGUGUGACUGUUUUCUGGUUCAAGAGGCUACAACACCAUUCAAAACCUGAAACUGUCUACUGCCUCCACGCUCUCCUGCUGUGGUUUGUGUGUGAGCCCGAUGGUCCAGAGGACGAGUUUGAGAGGAGGAUGAAAGCUUUAAAGGAUGAAGGUGUGAGUAACUGGCAGCCACGUGUGGCUCAUGCUUUCAGCCAAUGGCAGUGCUGCAUGAGGCAGAGCCUCCACCUGAACCAGCUGCUGUGUUCCCCUCUACCAGAACCUCAGUGUGCACGACUUUACUGUGGACCUGUCAUUCAUCGGCUGAUUUCAAUCUGGCGUCCAGUGUCUGCCUCCUGCCAGUACUCCUGCUCGAUCACUUCACCCCGUGCGUCGUCUUGCCUCGACCCUAACUUCAUGGACCCCCAGCCUCACGGACUUUCACACUUCCCUCCUGGGCCCCACGGUCCCAUCCUGAUUUACCUUCCUAACCCGGCCAGGGAGGCAGAAGAACAUCACAUCAAGAAGGAUUGCCAGGAUUUAUACAUCGGGGAAACCAAACAACCUCUGGCAAAGAGGAUGGCACAACACAGAAGAGCUACCUCGUCAGGCCAGGCCUCUGCAGGACACUCUUUCAAUGAUGAGGAUGUACAAAUCCUGGACAGGGAGGAAUGCUGGUUUGAUGGCGGAGUCAAGAAGGCCAUUUACAUGAAAAAGGAAAGACCAUCUCUGAAUCAAGGAGGGGGCCUAAGGGUCAUCUGGCUGGACCCCAACAUCGUGGACCAGGCCCGGCCUGGAUACGAAUUUACGCCCAGGGCUUUCACCUCUACCUAG
This is a messenger RNA of Pelmatolapia mariae (spotted tilapia), 2112 nucleotides long. RefSeq names its product protein asteroid homolog 1-like. Lineage: Eukaryota; Metazoa; Chordata; Actinopteri; Cichliformes; Cichlidae. Bases 1 to 2112 code for a protein of 703 amino acids. The transcript has 7 exons. The record is from RefSeq and is a predicted model, not a curated record.